Messenger RNA from Schistocerca serialis cubense, 6169 nucleotides. It is a transcript of the gene Dad, whose product is annotated as mothers against decapentaplegic homolog 6. Lineage: Eukaryota; Metazoa; Arthropoda; Insecta; Orthoptera; Acrididae. The record is from RefSeq and is a predicted model, not a curated record. The transcript has 6 exons. The coding region runs from base 1 to 984 and encodes 327 amino acids. Gene Ontology annotation, cellular component: heteromeric SMAD protein complex. Gene Ontology annotation, molecular function: I-SMAD binding; transcription regulator inhibitor activity. Gene Ontology annotation, biological process: transforming growth factor beta receptor signaling pathway; SMAD protein signal transduction; regulation of transcription by RNA polymerase II.
AUGGCGAUGCUGGGCCGCGGGCGGCGGCGCGCGGCCGCUGCAGCUAGGCGGCUGGCCCGCGAUGCGGCGGCGGCGUCGCCGGCAGCCGCCGCGGCCGCCGACCUGGCGCUCGACCGCCUCUCGGACCGCCAGCUGGAGCUGCUGGCGGCGGCGGUGGCGGCCGGCGGCGGAGGCGGCGCCGGCGCCGGGGGCGGCUGCGUGCUUGUCGAGGCGGCCGACCUGGCCGCGCUCUGCUGCCGCGCCUGGCGCUGGGACGACCUGGAGCCGGACCAGCUGAGGCCAGCCCCCCACUGCGCAGCCGUCAGGGACCCCGUCUACCACUGCGCCAACCCCUACCACUGGAGCAGGCUCUGUCCGCUCGAGUCACCUCCUCCCCCGUACUGCAGGUUCCCCAAAGAGAAGCUUAGACCUGAAGAUCGAGCUCCUAGUGAAAAGAAAAUGUUCCCGGGUUCGCUGACGACCAACGGCGAAGGUGACGGGUUCGGCGGCGGACGCGUGUGGUGCAAGCUCGCUUACUGGGAGCUGGCGACACGUGUGGGGCGGCUGUUCCCUGUGGAGGCGGCCACCGUCAGCGUCUUCUCGGCGCCGCACGCGGGCGACGGGCUCUGCAUAGAGGCACUCGCGCCCUCGGCCGCCCACGAUGCCGUCCGGCGCACCCGCCCCAAGAUAGGGCUCGGUGUGACCCUGAGCCUGGAGGGAGACACGGUGUGGGCGCACAACCGCAGCAAGGCACCCAUCUUCGUCAACUCGCCGACCCUGGACGACCCGGACUCGCGGGCGCCCCUCGUCUACAGGGUGCCGCCCGGCUACUGCCUCGACAUCUUCGACCGCAGCAGAGCGGUGCCGGACCGCUGCGCCGAAGGGCCCGUCGACCCCAACUCGGUGCGCAUCAGCUUCGCCAAGGGCUGGGGCCCCAAGUACUCCCGCCAGGAGGUGACGGCCUGUCCCUGCUGGCUCGAGGUGCUGCUCGCGCCCUGCAGGUGAUGACAGCUGCCAGUGGAACGACACACUUCCCCACUGUCGAACAUCCGAGCGAGUGCACAUCACGGCACGUGCGACUACCGUAAAGUGUCGAAGCUUCACCUGUGCAGUGGAAAGUCGCUCGGCGCGUACUGCCGGCGUAUACCGCAAGAUCGACAGGGUCCGGAGUCCUCGAGGGUGUCGGACCGUCUCUCGACACAAACGGUUCGGGCGACUGCGCGUCGUGCCGGGGGUUGCCGAAGCACCGACUCUCGUGUAGACGGAUAAGUGUGAUACGACUGCUUUGUUUUUUUUCGACUGCUGAAAUCGCAGAACGAGGGUUGUGAUCGAAAACUCAGGGAUCGGCUCGGUGGUCGAUAAUUUUUGUUUUAAACCUUCCCCUCCCCUACACGCUCCUGAACAUUAACGGAGACUGGACAGAAGAAAGACAGUGAAAGUGAAGCAGAAUUACAUAAAUAGUGAGUAUUCUUCAGGGGUGACAUUGCUACUGUAAGCACUGUAGUGCCUUCCUCGACUCGUCGUGGCGGACGUCGAGUGUCUCGGAUGUCUGCGGCAGGGCAGACGAUUCAGUGCACACUGCCGGCUCUGCCCGGCACGUCUGACGCUGUGUUCUGGGAGGAGCACAGCGGUGUUUGUGCUCGUGCCAGGGAAGGGAGAGCUUGCUUUUUUUUCUUCUGCAAGGUGCCUUGUGAUAGUAGUGCGGGAAGGUGGCGUCUACGCGAGAGCUGACUGAGGGGGUACCUCAGAGGGGCAUCGUAGGCCUCUGAAUUUCUGCUCAGUGUUUACCAGAGCUAUUUUGUAUAUUACGUUUGUAAAGUAUGGAACGGAUUAAAGUUACGCAUAUACAUAUAAAUAUAUAUAUAUAAAAAUAUAAAUAAUAUAAAUGGAAAUACCACAUGUUAUACAUAAUGUACAGUGUAUCGAGAUUGUUCUCUCCGGCUUAUGUGAAUAAUUAAGCAGUUUGUCUGUGGUUUUCAGCACUAUCUUGUAAAGCUGCAAUAAUUGACAUUUUGUGGUCUGUUCUGCAGGCUUGUGCCUUUUUUUUUCUUUAUUUUUCUUCUUCUACGAAAUCUCUUUUACUCCACAUUUUGUUCAAGUAGGUCUUUUUAUUCUUUCUUCUGCUGUCCGUAAAUCCUCCUGUAUUUUAUCCAAAGCGCUUUCAUAUUCAUAAACUUGCUUGCCAAAAUCUGUUGAACAAUGUUCAGCUUGUUUUUCCCACUUUUCCACUUUUAGUUUGUUUCCUCUGUAUCGAACAUUUUAUCUUCUUAGACUUUCGUGUAAUUCCGUAUUGACUUCAAUUCAGGUUUCAGUUUUUGUGCUGAUUCACACUUAUAAUUUUUAUCAUUCAGUUCACUUGCUUCCUGUCCAUACGAGUCCAUCAUGUUGCGAAGUUUUGCCAGCUCGUAAGCUUUUUCUUGGGAGAUUUCUCUGUGCUGCAGACUUAGAGAGUAAUUUAAUCUGUAUAUUCAUAUGUCACAUAUGAAUGUAAAGAUCUUACAGAGCUAUAUAUUCAAAUGUCACACACGAAUGUAUGAAUCUCGAACAGGAGUUAAAUUGAGCAAAAGAACAAUUCAGAAUUUUGAAUCGAGCUGUAAUUUAAGUUUACAUACUUCCGUAAUUUGUAAGACAGAGCAUUUUUGUUGCUAAAUGAAGGGAGACUGGAAGAAACACUUCAGUGGUGUCGUAUUCCGUUGUGGUUUGUCCAAAGAAUUUGUCUGGAGAUUGUAGCUGAACACCGCUGGAAGACUACUGAAAUAGACUCCACUUUCUAAAGCUGCCUACUGUGAUAGCGCUGUUAUCAUUUGCAAUUUUUUUUUACACAAGUUUUUAUUUAUUCAUCAAGCCUGCAGCACAGAGCAUUUUAUAUCUAGUCUGAAACACUGCUCCUCAUCAUGCAGUAAAACAAAAUUAAAGAUAGUAAACAGACGAAUUCCUCACCGCCUUUGCCACUUGUGGCACUAUACAGUUCAAAGUCCGGGUAACAGUAGAGAGGAAGCAAGUGCAAUUCAGAUAGGUAGGUAGGUGGCCACAUGUAGCAGCCAGUAGGUAAAUGUGAGCUGUCCAAAGAUAUUAAUUUAAAUAUUCAGCGGCCUUCACUGAUUCGAUGAGCUUUCAGUGUAACUUUCCAGAGAAAAUGGAAACUGAUAUUGCCUUUUUUUUGUAAAAAAAAAAAAAAAAAGAAAGUAUAAAUACGUGCAAUAAGAAGAGUUGGCAAUGUUAAGAUAAAAAAGAAAAAAAAGCACUUUUGUUAUCAAUUAUCAGAAUUGUAUUGUUUGGGAUGGUUAUUUGGUGAGAAAACAGUGCCUUCAGUGUUGUUAAAAUAUUAAACUUCCUUCAAUGCUGUGAAAAUAGUUGCUAGUUCUUCUGGUCCAACAAGAUAUGCCUUCACCAUUUUGCCUUCAUGUGAUAGAAAGGUAGGAGUUACAUGGCAGUGGAGAGAGAAAGUAAUUUUGAAAUUUUUGAAAAAAAUUGUAUUAAAUAGAUGACAUAAAACUAAAUUGCUCUUUGUGCCUGUGUUAAUUUGUACACAUUUUAUUAGUGCCACUUUGCCCCUGAAGUGAUGCUUAUUAGCAACACAGUCAACAUUGAAAUUCUGCUGGCAUCAGUAUUUCAGUACAUGAAAUUACUAGCAACAGCACUUAGACUGUGUUCAGGUUCAUAAAAAAAUGAAUAGGCUACAGUGCCUAAAACUGCUUAAAGAGGUGAUAUUUUAUGUGUGAAGCAGUAUCUCUUUCAAGCUUUUUUAAAAAUACCAGUAGUACUAGCGGUGAUUUUUUAAAUUUUUUUUUUUUUUUUAAUUCCGUGUGGAAUUCGUUAAAAUCACUGCUGUGCUUGUUGCCACGAGGAAGGAUAUUAUGUGCCAAAUAUUAUAAUCAAAAUUUUGAAGCAAAUGUGCACCCCAUUUUUCUCCUUUUUUUGUUAUGUUUCACUGUAGUCCUAAAACCAUUGACUUCAUUUCAUUGUAUUCCAGUUUUGCCUUUACUUCUGUAUGAUUUAGCUUUAAAUGGAAACUUGUCUGGUGGCUGUGCCUAAACUGAACUGACUGCCAUAAAUACGCACUGAAGCCUUUAUUGGCAAUUUGUAGUAGAGUCUGUCGAAUGUAAUUUUCAAUCUGCAUUCCGUGCAAAAGUGUUUCGUGCUCCUCCUUUCUAAUAUUGCAAAGACAAUGAGCUUGUUAAUGGUUUUAUGGAAAUGUUGUACUGCACAUGGCAGCUUUAUUGUAAAAAGAAAUUUAUUUAAAUACCUAUAAAUAUAUAUAUAAAUAUGUAUAUGUAAAAAAUAUUAUUUAUGUGCCAUUUUUAUAUUUGUAUAUUGUACUUACACAUUCAGGGCAAGUGCGUGCAAAAGGAGGAGGUUGGUUGCAGAUUUAAACUAUUUAUUUUCUUGCUGUUCCACAAAUCUAUUGUUAAAUUUGAGGGCUCUUUACUGGUUUGUAUUUACAAACACUGCUGUAGCCAACCAGAAACCAUACUGAGAGUACACUUUGAGAUAAGCCACACUACAACAUGAAGCAGUGUCCAGAAAUCCUGUUUAAAUAUACUAUACUUGUUGGUUUGAAGUUUUGUGUUACCGAUUUGAAAAACUGUGCCAUUUGCGUAAUCCUUGGGAACUCUCAAUAUUUGGCUUUAGCAAUAGUGUUGUAACAAUUUGUUUGGAAGGUUUUUACUCAUACUUCAUAAAAAAUUGAAUAAGAGGGGGGAAAAAACAAAAAUUUUGUACGUCUAUGAUCCUGCAUGGGAAACUUAAGGGCACAAAAUGUAAGAAUGUUUCCUGUCGACAGAAGCAGAGCAGUAAUAUUGCAAAGCAAUUACCUGUAGAAAUAGUAUUAUCAGUCUGGCAUUUCUCUGUGUUGUAUUGUGGCUUCAUCACAAGUGUGCACGUUAUAUCAGAUUUGCUUGUAACCUGUUCCUUAAAAAUACAAAAUACAAACAUCUGCUUGAGAGUCAAUGUACUUUGCUUUGCAGGUUCAAUGUUCAUGCCAACAUAUGGUUAUAGUACCUCUGUGGUAAAACUGUAACAUUUCUAAUUCCUUUAUACCUUUGGGCUACAGAUGGCAAAAAUUAUCUAAUUGCCAAUAUUUGGUAUUUCUUGUACUCAGUGAGUACUAUGAGGAGAACUUUUAAGGAUGUGAACAAAGUAAGUUGCUGUGUCAGUAUUAAAAUGCCUGUUCAGCUGACAAAAGGCAUGUUCUACAAAGGUGGAUUUCUGAGGUUGUUAUUAACAUAGUUCUGGUAAAAAGGUAAUUCCAGAGUAUAGCGGGUACAACUCCUGUGUAAGGAGACAAGAUAAUUUCUUCUUAAAACUGCUUGUGAUGCUGUGUAACACCUGUAAAUUGUAUGGUCUCUCAUAUAUUCGGCUAUUAAGAGAUACAACUGUGUUACAUUACAACACAUCACUGUCAAAAAUGGUUACUUCUUUUAUUAAGAUAGAAAUUAUUAAAAAGAAGAUUUUUUUGUGUUUUUUCAGUUAUAUAACUGGUUGCAGAACUGGAUACGGAGAAAUUUAAUACAUUGAUCUGCUGUUACAAUGUAAUUUGUACCACUGCAAAAUGUUGUUCCUGAAAACUAUAAUUGUAAAGUGUUUUGUGAAAUUUAUGUAGUUUGUAGUACUCCAUUUAAUUCAAUAGCAGGGUUUCAUAUUGAAAAAUUCUCUCGUAUAUUAUUGUGAUGCAUGUAUAUUUGAUAAGGGUAACUGCCUAGUGUAUAUCGUGGAAGUUGUAUGUUGUUUCACAGUUGGAUUCCACCAUGAUUGUGCCCUGUUAUGCUCUGGUCAAUUGUUAUUUCCUUUUGUACAAAACUAAAGCAUUGGCAUUUAAGAUGAAUUUCUGAGCCCAUUUUCUGCAUAAAUAAUGCACCACAGUAGAAAUGUAUUUUGAUACUGACAAUAUUAGGAUCAUUGAAUCACUUACUGUCUUUUGGAGAUCGUAGCACAGCUGAGAGCUCUUCACUUACAAAAUUUUUUCCUACAUUACCGAGUAUAAAUUGUGGAAAUUAUUGAGACUUAAAGGUGACAAUCAGAUGAAAGAUUUAAGAGAAACUACUGGUUUCUCAUUUUUCUGAAUGUAUAUAUUGUACAAAAAAGUGAGUGUGAAUGUGAAAAUGCAUGCUUGAAACAGUGGAAUGAUUUGCACUCCUUGGCAGGAGUGACAAUGCCUCAUUUAUAAUAAACAUGAAGGAAUUUUAAACAA